This is a messenger RNA of Oldenlandia corymbosa var. corymbosa, 3495 nucleotides long. The record is from the annotation of a GenBank genome assembly. NCBI's taxonomy places the organism in Eukaryota, Viridiplantae, Streptophyta, Magnoliopsida, Gentianales, Rubiaceae.
UUAUUGUACAAUUUGAAUAUUUUUGAAUCAAUUUGUAUUAAAAAUGAAAAAUAAAAUUGAACAAUAAUUUUGAGACGGAAGAAGUAAAAUUGAGGGCAACCUGUUUAUGGAUUGGAAAAUAAAAAUCAAGAUGCACUCUUCUUUACAUACACGAGUAAUUUUUCAAAAGAAAAUAUGUUUCAAGUCAUCAUUUUAAUCUUGUCGAUCAUAGACUAAAAUGAACUUGAAUUAAAUUUGAGACAUUUAAAAUAGAAUGUGUUAGACUGAAAAAAAAAAACCAUUCAGAAAAUUUUUUUUUUAAAAAAUGAAAAUAACCGACCAUAGUAUUCCUAAUCAUUAUCCUCACCAGCUCAACUGAGCUCAGCAGCAACCUCAGCUAAAAAAUGCCACUGACAAGUCAACGACAAAGCUUCCAGUUCCCCAUAACAUUUAUCCCAUCAACCUCACCACUUCCCCAGAUUCCACCACCGCCCACCACCGCCUCCUCCGCCACCGCCACCGCCACCGCCUCCGCCUGCUCCUCCUCGGGAAUCCCCUCCCUCACAUGCCAUGGAAAGCACCAGCAACAGUAGUUCAGCCAGUACUGACCAGGAAACUCCCUCCCAGCCCCUAAUUUCCAAGCCCCUCUACCCUUCCGUCGUUGACGCGCCACCGUCGCAGCCGCCCAUAGCCUCCGUCAGUUACAACGACGGCGGCGACGACGACCAAUCCCAAUUCCUCCAUAUCACAUACAAACACGGCCCCCGCCAAUUUAAAGACUGGCCUUUUCUCAUCCUUUUUAUUCUUCUUAUACUUGCCACUUUUGGUUUUGGAAUUUUCGCUUGUGUCCAUAGAAAUCCUUAUUCCCCAUCCCAAGUUUCUUCCUUUAUCUAUAAUUCAACUUCUUCUUCCUGUACACUUCUUCAGAAUCCCGGCUCCUUAACUGAACCCAUUUCCUUAAAUUCUCUUAAAAAACCGGGUUUGUUGAAAACUUUGAUAUGGACACUUGUAAUAACUUUAAUUUUGAGCUUGCCCUUUGUUUUAUUCGUGCUCUUUUCCCUCAAACAUUACACCAAACAGAUUGUGUACAUUGCCCUUCCUUUCUUUGUAAUUGUCCCAGUGUUUAUAAACGUGUACUGGUUUGUUGCUUGCACCGUCAGCUCCUCUUGUAGUGAAUCUUUCCCUUUGGUUUAUCGAAUUUUGGUUCUCGUUUUCGUGUUUUUGGUCAUUGGGGUGAUCGUGUGGAUAUUUCUUGUGAAUUGGCAUAGGGUUGAGCUGACUAUUAACAUAAUUGGGGUGGCUGCCAAUGCCCUGUCACAAAAUUUGGGCCUUUUUGGGGUGCUACCUUGCUUGACUUUUGUUUUGCUCUUGUAUUAUUCCCCAAUUGUGGUGUUCUUGGUGUUCUCUAGGCUGAAUGGAAAGAUUGUACCAAAAGAGGAUAGAAAUGGCGAGUUUUACUGUGUUUGGAAAGAGGAUAAAUGGGUGCCUGCCUAUUAUACCUUGGGUAUUUUGACUAUGCUUUGGUCUGCCACUGCUAUGAUUGAAGCUCAGGUUUAUGUAAUCAGUGGCACUAUUGCUCAGUGGUACUUCUCCAAGGAUUACGAGAGGCCCGAGAAAAGUUUAAGGAGCGCCUUGAGAAAUGCAUUUGGUCCUUCCUCUGGCACAGUAUGCUUGUCCGGAUUGCUUACCUGUGUUGUCCGGGUGGUGCGUGCAAUGGUUGAUAACGCUAGGCAAGAAGAUGCUCCUUCUGGAAUCGUGAACAUAAUCUUGCGGUGCUGUGUUAAUGCCCUAAUGGUGGCAUUUGACUUCCUUAACAAGUUCACCAUAAACUUUGCAGCUAUAACAGGUGAAGCUUACUGCACAUCAGCAAGGAUCACUUAUGAACUUUUGAGACGCAAUCUUCUCUCGGCUGCCUUUGUGGAGACUGUCUCCACUCGUAUUCUUGCAGGAAUAAUAUUCGUACUUUCAGCAAUAUAUGCGAUAGUGGUGAGUUCAUUUUUGUUGCUUUCCUUGUGCAUUUCAGAAAUUUGGGUUUUUGAAAUAAGUUAGUUUAUGGUUUAACAUUAUCCCUGCCAUAUACAUUCUUCUAUGGGAUUUAUAUUUGGACAUGGGUGAAGUGAACUAAAUAUGGGAAAAGGUUGCUUCGCUCGCUUGCAGAUGGACUAUGACUUGCAAAUAUGUAGCAUCUCUUACAUGUAUGUAUCUAUGGAAGAAUAUGCUUGUCAAUUUGUAUGGGUGGGUGUAGAUUAGCUUCAAUUAUGAAUCCUUUUCUAUGACUACCAAAUAUGCAUGUCAAUUUGCUGCUUAUUUACACCCUGUGCAUUACCUGUACCUAGUUUCUGUAACAUCCCAGAAAAGUAAGAUUUUUGUCAGCUACUCCUUCCAUUUCAAAGUGUAAGUCUUUUAGACUUGGCACGUAAACUAAGGAGACAAUCAUCCAACAAUUAAUUUAUGUGUUAAAUAUCUUUUUUACCCCUCAUUAAUUACAUUGAAACUAUAAACAAGACUAAAUAAAAAUAUAUUAGCGUCAUUUAUUGAGGGUAAAUUUGGAAAAUAGUCAUUAAUUUGCCUAGAAUUUGUAAAACGACUUACAUUUUGAAAAAUCUCUCCAAACCUAAAACGAUCUACAUUUUGAAAUGGAGGGAGUAUCUUGUUUUUUGGUAUUGCUUUCUCUGUUUUGGAUCAGAUUCAAUGCAGUUUUUACAUUUUCAAUGUUUUGAAAAUUUUAGUCAUGACUGGAUAUGUGCUUUUUCAAGGAAAUUACGACGCUGUAGAGCGUCAUGCUUGUUUGUUGGUAUUCUAUUUUUAGAUAUGGUUUUGUUCAUUAAUGUGUGUUAUUAUUGUUGCUAUAAUAAGGUCAAAUUUCACUGUGCAUGCAUGCAGGUAUGUGUCAUAAUAAGAGCUGUCGGUCACAUCGGUGCCGAUGCCUACUUCAUUGCUGCUAUGGCAUGGCUGCUGCUGAUUGUUGUGCUGAGUUUGUUUGUGCAUGUGUUGGAUAACGUUAUAGAUACAAUCUACAUUUGCUACGCUAUUGACCGGGAUCGAGGAGAUGUUUGUAAACAAGAGGUUCAUGAGGUUUAUGCCCACCUCCCGUUAAGUAGGAGUCGCCAAAGAUUUGGUGUUAGAACACCACUUCUUGUAUAAAAUGUUUUUGUUGUUGGAAGACUGUGCAUAGAAUGAGAGGUUCAGUUGGCUGUGGUGUAACAGGGACUUGGUUAAUAAAGAUGAGACCGCCAUUUAUAUACACAAUUAAUAAUGAUGGGAAGAGUAAAUCAGGCUAGGGAAACGAGAGUGCAAAUGGAUCUGCAUAGAUGAGAAAUCACAGAAAUCCCCUGUAGCGAUUUAUAAACACACAAUUUAAUUACCUUGUUCCUUCAUCAUUAGCUGUUGAGAUCUAUUUUCAUUUUAUUCUUUCUUUUCUUUUCUUUUUUUUUUUUCCUCUUUACUCAUUAAUUGGAAUUACUCUUACUUUUUUGAGUUAGGACCUACUGGAGAGUCACGGAGUCAAGAAAUAGC